Messenger RNA from Vanessa atalanta (red admiral), 517 nucleotides. RefSeq lists its product as uncharacterized. NCBI's taxonomy places the organism in Eukaryota, Metazoa, Arthropoda, Insecta, Lepidoptera, Nymphalidae. The coding region runs from base 31 to 489 and encodes 152 amino acids. The record is from RefSeq and is a predicted model, not a curated record. The transcript is spliced from 2 exons.
AGCAGUUGACCAGCAGACGUUACAAGCAAAAUGCAACAAAUCAUCAUCUUCAGCGCCAUUUUGGCAGUCACCCUCGCCGCACCAGGCUACCUAGGAUAUAACACCUAUGUACCGCUUGGCAAGUCGACCGUCACAACAAGCAGCCAAUCUAUCGACCAUGGAAGUACCCACGUCCUACACACGCCUGUGCUGGCGACCCAUGAAGUUGAAUACCACGUGCCAUUAGGAAAGACAACAGUCACAAAGAGCAACCAAGUUGUGAACCACGGCAGCACCGCAGUGGUCCACACUCCAGUGGUCCAUGCUCCAGUGGUCCACGCUCCAGUAGUCCAUGUUCCAGCGUUCCACGCUCCAUCAUACUACACGUCUUACUCCUCUCCACUAGUCUCGUACAAAACUGGCGACUCUGCUAUAACUCAUCAAAGUUCAACUGUGCACGAAACUGUACCAGUUGUUAACUCAUUACCGCUAUACGCUUCAUACCAUUGAAUUGUUUUAUGAAUAAAUGUUUCCGUUA